UUUCACCAUCGUCCUCUUGAAGCAACCUGUUCUUUCAAGCCCAUUUCUUCUUCUUCUUUGUGUUCUGGCCUUCCCUUUUUCGUAGCCGGUUUUAAUCUCUCUUUUCAACGAUUCUCGACUCUCAUUACAAUGCCUCUUUGUCGCUCUUCUUGAGAAGACAGACUCCUCCCCAGAUAAGCCGUCUGUGUUUAUUCUUUAAAUAAGAAAAAAAUAUAUAUAUUUAAUCAUACAUUCAGCCCUUGUCGUUUCCGUUGACCACGAUGUCCUCCUCACCGUCUAGCGUUCGACAGCGAGGAGGUAAGAGACAUGGCGGCGCUGACACACCGGAGAAAGCACCGGUGUCCACGGCUCCGCCAACAUUCAGCCCGCAGCCCGCGAUGAAACCGAGCUCCGAAUGGGACUACAAGCUUGCAUUAGCGGUGAUAACAGCGGUGGCAUUUGUCUCUCGUUUCUAUAAGAUUAGUUUCCCAGACCAGGUGGUUUUUGACGAGGUGCAUUUUGGAAAGUUUGCUUCAUAUUACCUCCAACGUACCUACUUCUUUGAUGUUCACCCUCCAUUUGCAAAGCUCCUCUUCGCGUUCGUAGGAUGGCUCGUCGGAUAUGACGGCCACUUUCUCUUUGACAACAUUGGAGACUCCUACAUUGAGAACAAGGUGCCAUAUGUUGCGCUGCGCUCUUUGCCCGCGACACUCGGUGCUCUCACCGUCCCAGUGGUAUUCUUGAUUAUGUGGGAAUCUGGAUACUCACUGCCGGCAUGUGUGCUCUCCGCGGGGCUGGUAUUGUUUGAUAACGCUCAUGUCGGCGAGGACAGGCUGAUCUUACUUGACGCGACCCUGGUCCUCUCAAUGGCUCUGAGUGUCCUUUGCUAUGUCCGGUUUUAUAAAUUGAGACACGAAGCAUUUGGCCGUAAAUGGUGGAAAUGGUUGCUGUUGACUGGAGUUUCGCUUAGCUGUGUGAUUUCAACCAAAUACGUCGGACUCUUUACCUUCGUUACUAUUGGAUCCGCGGUCUUGAUUGACUUGUGGAACCUUCUUGACGUCAAUCGCCGCAGUGGUUCUCUUACCCUGUUCCAAUUCGGUCAGCACUUCGCCGCUCGCGCCUUGGGCUUGAUCGUGGUGCCGUUCUUUUUCUACUUAUUCUGGUUCCAGGUCCACUUUGCGGUCCUUAACAGAUCCGGCCCUGGCGACAAUUUCAUGACGCCUGAAUUUCAGGAGACACUGAUGGACAAUGCUAUGGCUGCAAAGUCCGUGGGAGUUCAAUACUACGACACCAUCACUAUCCGACACAAGCAAACUAAAACAUAUCUUCACAGCCAUCCGGACAAAUAUCCACUCCGAUAUGAUGACGGCCGUAUAUCUAGUCAAGGCCAACAAGUCACCGGAUACCCUUACAAUGAUACCAACAAUCACUGGCAAAUCCUGCCAUCAGUGCCGUUCGCAGAAAACGACCGUUUAGGCCAUGUAAUCAAGAAUGGCGACACCGUUCAACUUCGACACGUUGUCACUGACACGAUUCUCUUGACUCAUGAUGUUGCUUCCCCAUAUUAUCCCACAAAUCAGGAGUUCACCACUGUCUCUCAUGAAUUGGCAGCUGGGAAUCGCCACAAUGAUACUUUAUUUCAAAUCAAAAUCGAGCAUGGUAAAUCCGAUGAAGAAUUCCGAACAUUGGCUAGCUUGUUCAAGCUCAUCCAUGUUCCAACCAAGGUCGCGAUGUGGACACAUACAAAGCCCUUGCCUGAGUGGGGUUUCAAACAAGCUGAAAUUAACGGGAACAAGAAUGCUCAGGAGUCAACAAAUAUAUGGUUUGCUGAAGAUAUUCCUUCACUAGAACCAGAGAAUCCCCGCUUGAUUCGAGAGCCUCGUCAAGUCAAGCACAUGCCUUUCUUGAAGAAGUAUCUUGAGCUCCAGGCGGCGAUGUUCUAUCACAACAACGCGCUCACUGCCAGUCACCCAUAUGCCAGUGAACCGUUCCAGUGGCCUUUCCUUCUCCGUGGCGUCAGCUUCUGGACCAAGAAUGAUACCAGAGAGCAGAUCUACUUCUUGGGCAACCCUGUUGGAUGGUGGAUCGCGAGCAGUCUUUUGGCGGUUUUCGCUGGUAUUAUCGGUGCUGAUCAACUUUCAUUGCGUCGAGGAGUAGAUGCUCUUGAAGAAAUUUGGGGUCCAGGAACCCGCUCUCGGCUUUAUAAUAGCACUGGGUUUUUCUAUCUAUGCUGGGCAGCCCAUUAUUUCCCAUUCUAUCUGAUGGGUCGACAGCGUUUCCUUCACCAUUAUCUUCCCGCACACAUUGCAUCUUGUCUCGUGACGGGAGCCCUUGUCGAGUUCCUUUUCAACGUUGACCCAGUCAACGUGGAGGAUACCAGUGAUUCCGCACGUCAUCGUCGUCGACUUGGUGGCGUCAGCGCACGCAUGGGCCGUCAGAGCAUCAUGACCAUAUGGGCGGUCACAAUUGCUAUUCUCAGCGCUGUUAUUUGGGGAUUCGGGUUCUUUGCUCCACUCACAUACGGAACUCCGGGACUGGAUGUUGCCGGCGUCAAGGCGCGACAGUGGCUCUCUUAUGACUUGCAUUUUGCCAAAUAAGGAAUUAACUUGACCCCAUUGCGGGAAUAAAUGGUGCGAAUGAUGGAAUGCCAGGAAUCACGGGUUCAAGGAAAUAGUUCAGAAAGAUAUUCGAGAUUAAAAGGUCAUCUCAUACGCCAGUUCACACGGUUAUGUAAUUUUCUCUCUCUCUCUCUCUUUUUUUUUGACAGCAGAAUGCAGUCCUAAUCUCUCAAAACCUAUUAUACUCUCAUAUCACCUUUGGUUCAACAAAAUGCGGUCCAUAUAUCACGAUGCGACAGGCGGGGCGCUGGAUUUUUGUUUUAUCCUCUUGUCUCCAAAUUUCUUAAAUGUACAGUACAUACAUAUUGCUUUUACAUG
Messenger RNA from Coccidioides posadasii C735 delta SOWgp, 2915 nucleotides. RefSeq lists its product as uncharacterized. The record is from RefSeq and is a predicted model, not a curated record. Gene Ontology annotation, cellular component: membrane; endoplasmic reticulum. Gene Ontology annotation, biological process: protein O-linked glycosylation via mannose. Gene Ontology annotation, molecular function: dolichyl-phosphate-mannose-protein mannosyltransferase activity. Lineage: Eukaryota; Fungi; Ascomycota; Eurotiomycetes; Onygenales; Onygenaceae.